This is a messenger RNA of Hyla sarda, 1577 nucleotides long. It is a transcript of the gene TMED9, whose product is annotated as transmembrane p24 trafficking protein 9. Gene Ontology annotation, cellular component: endoplasmic reticulum; Golgi apparatus; endoplasmic reticulum-Golgi intermediate compartment. Bases 61 to 714 code for a protein of 217 amino acids. Lineage: Eukaryota; Metazoa; Chordata; Amphibia; Anura; Hylidae. The record is from RefSeq and is a predicted model, not a curated record. The transcript is spliced from 5 exons. Gene Ontology annotation, biological process: Golgi organization; intracellular protein transport; endoplasmic reticulum to Golgi vesicle-mediated transport.
GGACGUGGCAGCCGGUUUGAUGCUAUACCUCAGCUUCCGGUGAGGCUGUUCUCGUACGGGAUGAUGGCUGCUGCCUGGCUGCUCUUCCUUGCCGCCUGUGUGGGCCCGGCCUCAUCGCUUUACUUCCAUAUCGGGGAGACUGAGAAGAAAUGUUUUAUAGAGGAGAUCCCGGACGAAACCAUGGUGAUAGGUAACUAUCGCACUCAGCUUUAUGACAAACAAAGGGAGGAGUACUUACCUGCAACACCUGGCCUUGGCAUGUUUGUUGAAGUGAAGGACCCAGAUGAUAAAGUUAUCCUAUCUCGGCAGUACGGAUCAGAGGGACGCUUCACCUUCACUUCCCACACCCCUGGAGAGCACCAGAUAUGCCUUCAUUCAAACUCCACUAAGUUUUCGCUGUUUGCUGGUGGGAUGUUGAGGGUUCACCUUGACAUCCAAGUUGGAGAGCAUGCCAAUGAUUAUGCCCAGAUCGCUGCCAAGGACAAACUGAGUGAACUACAGCUGCGUGUACGACAGUUGAUCGAACAAGUGGAACAGAUACAAAAGGAACAAAAUUACCAAAGGUGGCGGGAGGAGAGAUUCCGACAGACAAGUGAAAGUACCAACCAGCGUGUCUUGUGGUGGUCCAUUGCUCAGACCUUAAUACUUGUGACUAUUGGAGUCUGGCAGAUGAGGCAUCUGAAGAGUUUCUUUGAAGCCAAGAAAUUGGUGUAAACUUUAAAGAGAGGAGCAGUGUCUGCUUUACCAGAAGUGUUGGACCCAUCUCUAGCUAGGCGUCUUCCACCAUUAAAAUCAAUAGGAUGGAACUUUGUUACAAGGUGACUCCAGCCUUUGGGACCAGAACACUCUGCUUGGAUCACCAGUGUCCUAUUUUGUCCAUGCCAAUACCAGAGGGAUCUUUCCUAAAAUAUUGAAUGAGAUUGUUGCUGUUUACCAUUUGUUGUUAAUAUUCAAUUACUUCAAUUUUAACAUUUUUGUUUUCUGUUGUACCAGAACUCAUACCAGAAGCCACCAAAGUUUUUUUUAUUUUUGUGUCUUCCCCCCCUAUUAUUUAUCCCUUUAUUGCAGGAAUCAGGGAACCUAUACUUGCAUUGAUAAUACAUGUUUUUUUUUCUGUUUUGCAUAAUUCUUUGUAUGGUGAAGCGGUCUUUGGGUUAAUUUUAUGUGCUUUUAUCACAACUGAUGUUUAUAGAAUUUUCUUUCUAUAGAGAUGGAUACAAAAUAAUAUGGAUGUUGCUACCUGGCCUAGGUUUGCACUGCACUGGAGGAAACUGGCACAGCGGCUUACAGAUUUUUGUUCUGUGACUAACCGAUGUUGUGGAACAGAAUUUAGCCUCACUGCUGUUAUACUAUCACAAUGAGAUUUUUUUAAUACUAUGUUUGGAGAUUGAAUUGCACUUGCCAAAUAUUUGUACCACCUGCAGUAAGAAUCUGGAAAGACUGUCUUUAAAUUGGCUCCCUUCUGUGUCCAGGGAAUCAAGCCACUAGGGUCCCAGGUUAUACGGAUCCUGUAGUUACUGAUUGUGAAUGUCUGGGUUUUUUCAUGUUUUGCUUUAAAUAAAACAAAAUUUCCCUCC